UAUGAUUUAAUUGGUUUUUGCAUCAAGCGGGGUUUAAAGGUUUAUUGUUUUUUGGGGCUUUAAAAGUUUGCAUAUACGGAAACAGUAGUAGUGAAGUGUUGAAGAUUCUCACUUGUGACUUGUGGCGAAGCCAUCGUCUUGUUGUGGUGGAAUCGAAAAUGCAGCAGGCAGGAACUUCGGGCUCGGAAGUGGAGGUAACAUGGGAGGAUCAACAGAACAUUAACAAAUUUGGAAGAUUGAAUAAUCGUCUUCACGAACUCCACGAUGAGAUCAAGACUGCUAAGGAAGCAUGUGAAAACUUUGAGGAUGCAAGCAAUGAGCUUAUUCUGACCGAUGAAGAGAUAGUGCGCUUCCAGAUAGGGGAAGUUUUUGCUCACGUUCCAAAGGACGAAGUGGAGAGCAGGAUAGAGAAUAUGAAAGAGAAAACUAGCAAGAACUUGGAGAAACUAAAGGAAGAGAAGGAAUCAGUAGUUGCCCAGAUGGCUGAGCUUAAGAAGAUACUAUACGGGAAAUUCAAAGAUUCAAUCAAUCUCGAGGAGGAUUAGUGAAAUUUCAUUAAGUUUUCGCCCGCAACUUUGUUAGAAUUUGCUGGUUGUUGAAGGGUGUUCCUCUUGAUUGGAUUUUUCCAUGUUUGUGUCUUAAAACAGUUAGAGAUUCUUAAUUGCCUCGACAAUACUGUAGACUUGCUAAGUCUUAUGUUUUCUGCUCCUCUUCUUUUCCCCUUUCUUGGAGGGGGGGACUA
Molecule: messenger RNA, 742 nt
Organism: Capsicum annuum
Lineage: Eukaryota; Viridiplantae; Streptophyta; Magnoliopsida; Solanales; Solanaceae
Product: probable prefoldin subunit 4
Exons: 3
Coding region: 159-545 (128 amino acids)
Biological process (GO): protein folding
Cellular component (GO): cytoplasm; prefoldin complex
Source: RefSeq, a predicted model, not a curated record